This is a messenger RNA of Paraglomus occultum, 283 nucleotides long. The record is from the annotation of a GenBank genome assembly. Lineage: Eukaryota; Fungi; Glomeromycota; Glomeromycetes; Paraglomerales; Paraglomeraceae.
UGGGCAUGUGAUUGACGGUCCUAAAAGGUAUUAUAAUUUCGAUGAAAAAACCAAGCCGGAUGUGUGGUUCGAGCCAAAUGUUGUAUGGGAGGUUCUUGCAGCAGAUUUGAGUAUAUCCCCAGUGUACAAAGCGGCAGUUGGAACGUGCGAUCCAUCGAAGGGCAUAUCGCUACGAUUUCCAAGGUUUAUUCGAAUAAGGGAAGAUAAAAAACCAGAAGAUGCUACAACAAGUGAUAUGGUUGCGGAAAUGUACCAGAGGCAAUUCAAGAACAAUGAAUCAUAA